Messenger RNA from Spodoptera litura, 480 nucleotides. The record is from RefSeq and is a predicted model, not a curated record. NCBI's taxonomy places the organism in Eukaryota, Metazoa, Arthropoda, Insecta, Lepidoptera, Noctuidae.
AUGGGUCUAGAUGGUUGCUCCGUGAGCGCCCCCUAUAGUGCAGCUCACCAAAAUCAUGAGUUGGAAGCUAAAGAGAAUAGUCUACGUGGCUUGCAGAAAGUGCUGACUCGGCCUAAGGUCGUAGACUUCAUAGCAACAAGUCUUAUACCUCGACCAGUUAAGGCUAAGUUACUUAUGGAUAUCGGUAAAGCAGCAACUGAGAAUGUUCGUCUGAAACAUUUGUGUCGUAUGAUAAACCUGUACCAUACUGUGAUGGUCGCCCACAGAAAUGAGGCUCUAUGUGAGGUGAUCACCGCUGAACCACUAGACAAUCGUACCAAGCGUGCACUAAGGGAUAUCUUGCAAAAGUUUAUUAAGUCUGGCAAAAAAAAUUUUGAAGAUAUCAUUGGUGGUAUUAUUGUCGGAUUUGAGAACAAACACGUCGAUCUCAGCAUCGCGAGGAGUCUGAAUGACUAUCGCGAAUCACUGCAACCUGUAUAA